Osmerus eperlanus (European smelt) is the source of this 1796-nucleotide messenger RNA. RefSeq names its product peptidyl-prolyl cis-trans isomerase FKBP1A. The record is from RefSeq and is a predicted model, not a curated record. Lineage: Eukaryota; Metazoa; Chordata; Actinopteri; Osmeriformes; Osmeridae. Gene Ontology annotation, molecular function: peptidyl-prolyl cis-trans isomerase activity. Gene Ontology annotation, biological process: protein peptidyl-prolyl isomerization. Gene Ontology annotation, cellular component: cytoplasm; sarcoplasmic reticulum membrane. Bases 104 to 430 code for a protein of 108 amino acids. The transcript is spliced from 5 exons.
CAUAUAUGUCUGGCCUAUUUAUGUCUGGCCCUCCCCCUGUUUUAAAUCCGCUGAACCUCCGGCUUCCGCUUGCAUUGUGAGGAGAGAGAGAGAGAGAAGCAAAAUGGGAGUAGAAAUUGAGACCAUAGCCGCUGGUGAUGGGCGAACGUUUCCUAAAAAGGGACAGACCGUCGUUGUGCACUAUGUCGGUUCACUGACAGAUGGAACAAAGUUCGACUCUUCCCGGGACAGGGGCAAACCCUUCAAAUUCAAGAUUGGGAAGCAGGAGGUUAUUCGUGGCUGGGAGGAAGGAGUUGCCCAGAUGAGUGUUGGCCAGCGGGCAAAGUUGACCUGCUCACCAGACUUUGCUUAUGGCAGCAAAGGACACCCAGGCAUAAUCCCACCCAAUGCUACCCUCAUCUUCGAUGUGGAGCUGCUUGGCCUGGAAUGAAGCUCGUGCUCUCACUUUGUCUAAUUCCACUCAGAUUUUCAGGGUUGACUCCUAUCUCGGGAACAUGGAGGAAAAAGCUAACGGAAGAUUUCUGCACUUGAUUCCUGUAAAGGACUCAUGCUAUAGCUUCACCACUUCACUCUCCUUUCCAUUUUAGAUACAAAUUGUUGUCACUUGCUUCAAUUAUUCUCUAGCUGUAUUGUAGAACCUGUAUUGUAACAAUUCAUAGGCCAUACCUUUUUAGAGAUGUCAUUUUCUUCUGUUAUGUUUUUUUUUUAUGGUGAUGUUUUUUGUAUUUUCCUUUAAUUUCGCUAGUCCUAGCUGCCACCAGGACCAGGUUUCUCACUCACACACACAAUUUUGGAUAAAGUGUCAUUACCCAAAUAUUAAAUCAAUCUCAUUCCUUUGGGUCAGGGAGUGGCCUUGCUUUAGAAAAUGUAUUGAUUGCAAUUAUGAAAAACUGAUUGAAGAGUAAAAAAAGAAAAGAAUAAAUGACUUUCCCACAUGGAUUAGUUGUAUGAGUAUAUAAAAAAAAAGUUGGCGUUUAGUCUAUAUGGUGCUUCUAGAGUUUCUCAUUUGUUGAAUAAUUGACACAAUGUUUUAAGUAUAUUGCACGUGUAUUGGCAUAUUAACCCCAUGUUCGCAGCACAGUCACGGGACAUGCCACAAUCAAUUACUAUAAUCAAAAAGUAUUUCAUAGGUAUUCUCAUUUUUCUUCAAAUUUACUGGAUGUUUACAAUGCUCCACCUGCAUCUCCCUACACAUCAAAGUGUGGCCUUCAUACCACACUUUUUUUUUCUUCUAUUCCCUUUGGAGGUUUGGAGAGGGUUUUUUCUAGACUUCAGAGGGAGUCGUCUAAUUUAUCAAACUCGCUGAUUUCCCAAAGGCAUUGUUUUAUAGCAUGCAUUAAAAAGAAAAGAGAAAUCAAGGCAACUUCCAAUGUAUUUUCAAAGGAAACAAGAUAUUCAGACCUAUUCAAAUUGUGUAUUCUACAGCUUGUGCAUUUUCAUCACAUUUCGACAUUGCUUUUCUCAUUGCUUUUGACAUCUGUAUUUAAAUGACUGAAAAUUCUACUGUUGCAGUAAUAGCACUAUAAUACAGUUAAUACAGGAUUUAACGAUAUACAAAGCAACUUAAUUUUCUUUUAAAAUUGGGGAUAAGCUACUGGAAAUAAAGAUUGGUCUCGGCUUUAUAACUGUACAGAUAAAGAUGAAAAGUGAUGUUCCAACUAAGUGGCGCCCUCACUGUAAUGUAACAUUUGGUAUUUAUGGUGACAUCAGUUCUAUUACUACCUAGUCUUUGAUUUUGACAGUCAAUUUAACCAAUGAAACCAGGGACCCCUGUAAUAAAAUAAUUAUCUUACACA